This is a messenger RNA of Saprolegnia diclina VS20, 412 nucleotides long. RefSeq lists its product as hypothetical. Lineage: Eukaryota; Oomycota; Saprolegniomycetes; Saprolegniales; Saprolegniaceae. The record is from RefSeq and is a predicted model, not a curated record. Bases 1 to 348 code for a protein of 115 amino acids. The transcript has a single exon.
AUGCUCGCCGAAGCCAUCUGUGCUCACGAACAGAACGACACCCGUGCCGCCGAAACAUCGCUGUGUGCCCAAGACACCCACACCCGUGCCGACCAAUACGUCGACACACAAAAAGUGCUCUCCAAAGACCCCUGCACCAGCAACUGUGCCGCCGACGCCGACGCCAACGCGAAAGAUCUGCUCGACAAAAACGAAGACGCCAACGCCGUGCACCGAGAUGCCACGUCCGCCAUCGCACGUAGGCGCGACCCCAACAACGACCACAGCGACGACUUCGGUGUCCGAGACAACGCAACCGACGACGCCGGACGCGACGAUCCCAUCCACGAAGCGACCGAAGUGCACUAAGAAGACACCGGCGCCAGAGCCGACGCACACGGAGGAAGUGCCCCGCCAUGGUACAUGCGUCGGA